Molecule: messenger RNA, 1281 nt
Organism: Lolium perenne
Lineage: Eukaryota; Viridiplantae; Streptophyta; Magnoliopsida; Poales; Poaceae
Product: peroxidase 2-like
Biological process (GO): hydrogen peroxide catabolic process; response to oxidative stress
Molecular function (GO): heme binding; peroxidase activity
Source: RefSeq, a predicted model, not a curated record
UCUCAUCAGCUCAUUCUAUCUGUUUAGUACACACACUAUCUCGGCCACAAACAAAGAAGACAAUGGCUUUAGCUUCGGUUAAGCUUUCUAUUGCCCUGACAUGCGCAUUGCUCUUGUCGUCAGCGUGUCAUGGCCUGGAGGUGGGCUACUACAAGAAUUCGUGCCCCGGCGUGGAGGCCAUCGUGAGGAACGAGGUGAAGAAGUUCGUCUACAAGGACGCCGGCAUCGGCGCCGGGCUGAUCCGCAUGUUCUUCCACGACUGCUUUGUUGAGGGAUGUGAUGCCUCCGUCCUCCUGGACCCAACACCGGCCAACCCGCAGCCGGAGAAGCUUAGCCCUCCCAACUUCCCCAGCCUCCGUGGGUUUGAGGCCAUCGAUGCAGCCAAGGACGCCGUGGAAAAGGCCUGCCCGGGCGUGGUAUCCUGCGCUGACAUCGUUGCCUUCGCCGGCCGUGAUGCAGCUUACUUCCUUAGCAAGAUGACGGUGAAGAUCAACAUGCCGGCAGGCCGUCUGGAUGGGCGCAUUUCCAACUUCAAUGAGGCCCUCUCUAACCUGCCGCCUCCAUUCUUUAACAUCACUCAGCUCAUCGCCAGCUUCGCCGCCAAAGGGCUCAACACAGAGGACAUGGUGGUUCUUUCUGGCGCCCACACCAUUGGGGUCUCACAUUGCUCAUCCUUCGUCUCUGACCGUCUUGCCAUCCCCUCCGACAUCAACGCCGCCCUCGCCGGCAUCCUGAGGAGGCAAUGCCCCGCCAACCCGACCGCAGCCAACGACCCCACGGUGCACCAGGACGUGGUAACCCCUAACGCGCUUGACAACCAGUACUACAAGAACGUCCUCGCACACAAGGUCUUGUUCACGUCCGAUGCCGCCCUUCUUACCACACCGGCGACCACCCAGAUGGUGCUUGACAAUGCCAACAUCCGUGGACUGUGGGAAGACAAGUUCAACAAGGCGAUGGUUAAGAUGGGUGCCAUCGGAGUCAAGACUGGAAACCAAGGUGAAAUCAGGAGGAACUGCAGGGUGGUCAACCACUGAUAUAUAUGGCUACUCACUGGAUCCGUUCAUGGGGCACCGUGUUUGCAAUCUCAGCACCUAUCCGUUGCACUAGGGUCGUGAGGCCGCUGACUUUAUUUUGAGUUAUCUCAGAUUUCCGGCGAGUACCAGGCUGUUUCAUUUGUUCAUUACUUUGGCUCGUGCGACUGUUGCUGCCUGUUCAGUUCUUGGAGAAUGCAUAUUGUUUAUUACCACACAGAGUAUGUUGGAUGGUUUCAGUUCUUAA